UAGCCGUUGCCUUAUCGUUGAGCUCUCUUUUGUUUCCCUCCAAACAAUCUUCACCCUCAAAUACACUAAACAAUAAUACCCUUCAUUCAUCACCAAUACAACACAUUCUUUAUUACUUUAUCAUCAUCUUCAUCAUGGCUAGCAAAUUAUUAGCCUUCACAUUGACAUGUCCACGUCCAUUCACUGCCUCUCCAACAUUCUCUUCCUUAUUAUCAUCCACUUCUGUUUCUAGACUCCAUCAUCCUAUUCAAUUCAACACCGGCCGCCACUCUUGCCUUCGUCGCCGCCUAUUCGAGUUUUCCCUCAAAGCCGCCUCCGAUCAACAGGAAGAUGCUGUUGUUGAUAGUAAAAUAUUACAAUAUUGUAGCAUAGACCAAAAAGAAAAGAAAUCAAUCGGUGAACUUGAACAAGAAUUUCUUCAAGCACUUCAAGCAUUCUACUAUGAGGGGAAGGCAACUAUGUCGAACGAAGAAUUCGAUAAUCUCAAAGAAGAACUCAUGUGGGAAGGAAGCAGCGUUGUAAUGCUAAGUUCUUCUGAGCAGAAAUUUCUGGAAGCAUCUAUUGCUUAUGUGUCUGGAAAACCAAUCUUGAGUGAUAAAGAGUUUGAUGAAUUAAAACUCAAGUUAAAGAUGGAAGGAAGUGAAAUUGUGGCUGAGGGUCCCCGGUGCAGUCUUCGUAGUAGAAAGGUUUAUAGUGACCUUACUGUUGACUAUUUCAAGGCAUUGUUACUGAAAGUUCCAGCAACUGUGGUUGCAUUAGGAUUGUUCUUCUUCCUUGAUGAUGUAACUGGAUUUGAGAUCAAUUAUUUCGUAGCGAUUCCAGAACCUUUCAGUUUCAUUUUGACUUGGUUUGCUGCUGUUCCUUUCAUUCUGUGGUUAGCACAGUCAAUUACAAAUGCAAUCAUAAAAGAUUUCUUGAUAUUGAAGGGUCCUUGUCCUAAUUGUGGUACUGAAAACACCUCAUUCUUUGGGACUAUAUUGUCAAUUUCAAGUGGUGAUUCAACCAACAAAGUCAAAUGUGAAAACUGUGCAACUGUUAUGGUAUAUGAUUCAACUACAAGAUUGAUAACAUUGCCAGAAGGAAGCAAUGCAUAAGUGAAGGUUUCUUAAUUCUCCUUUAAUACUGUCACAUCAUUGGUAGAGAAGCUACUUAAUUACAUAUGGAAGCUAGGGUAACUCAAGUCAAGAAAUUAUCAGUCUCCCUCUAGUUUGAUAUGUAUAUAUUCUGUGAUAUUUGUAUAGCAUACAUAGAAUUUUUCAUUGGGAGAGAUGGGUUAUGAGGAUCCUUAACUCCAAUUAUUGAUUUUAUUAGUUAACAUAGUUGGUAUAUAUUUUUAUCCUAUUUUCAUGUA
Messenger RNA from Vicia villosa (hairy vetch), 1351 nucleotides. Its product is annotated as PGR5-like protein 1A, chloroplastic. The coding region runs from base 135 to 1094 and encodes 319 amino acids. Gene Ontology annotation, cellular component: chloroplast thylakoid membrane. Gene Ontology annotation, biological process: photosynthetic electron transport in photosystem I. NCBI's taxonomy places the organism in Eukaryota, Viridiplantae, Streptophyta, Magnoliopsida, Fabales, Fabaceae. The record is from RefSeq and is a predicted model, not a curated record. The transcript is spliced from 9 exons. Gene Ontology annotation, molecular function: oxidoreductase activity, acting on iron-sulfur proteins as donors.